Molecule: messenger RNA, 799 nt
Organism: Daphnia magna
Lineage: Eukaryota; Metazoa; Arthropoda; Branchiopoda; Diplostraca; Daphniidae
Exons: 2
Coding region: 79-678 (199 amino acids)
Source: RefSeq, a predicted model, not a curated record
UAAAAAUUUCAACAGUGUUCUACUGAUCGCUGCUACUUUGAAAUUCAUCACGCUGCAGCCUUUCUUUUCCAAAACAAAAUGCGUUUAGCUCUAUCAGUACUCGCCGUCUUGUUGGCUUGCGUAGCCGCUCAGGAUCAUCCUCAAUUCCUCGCUUAUCGUAAUCCUUAUCAGAUUCCUUAUUACGGAGAGAACGUCUUCGAUCCUGAAGAUCCACGACUUUUUCUACCAACCACUACCACGACAUUGACCUCAACUUCAACAGCAACCUGCACCAAGUCUGUAGCCACAGCAUGCGCUCGCAAACGCCGAGGCCUCUUGUACGACGGAGAAGAAGAAGAACAAUUCCCCAUCGUUCCCACUGCCGUUGAAGGAGUGGAGCCCACACAAGUCUCAGGCCGUGAUGUCCGCGCUGCUAACCCGCAAUUGUUGUUCGUGGCUCCACAAUACGCCUACCAGCCCCAGUCUGGUUAUCAAAGCGGUCCGUUCAACUACCGUCCAGUUGUUGUACCUUUUUACGGCUCGCACGUACAGCCUGUUGCUGGCCAACGUCUUUUCUUCAAUCAAAUUCAGUCCGCUUUGACCGUGACAAGGACCUCGACUGUCUUCACUGUCACCACUUCGACUUCUGUUCCAGACUGCUCCAAAACCGGAUCAAUUCCCCAGUGCCCAAAUGCUUAACUUGUUGACUCGAAAGCUGUUUGUUGCACCACUCUAUCUAUUUUACAAAAUGAACACACAAUAAUGUAUUAGAAUAUGAUGUUCUGUUUCGUAUAAAUUAAUAUACACCUUACAGCAUCAA